CUUACCCCUGGAAAUGUCAGCACAACCGUUGGAGGAGAGUCGGGCUGUUUCUGAGGGUACCGCAGAAAAGAAAGAGAAUAAUGAACAAAUCGCAUCAGAAACUGAUAAAAAAGAGCGAAAAGAACAAACACCAGCAGAUAGCACCUCUGAAACUGAUAAAAAAGAGCGAACACCAGCAGAUAACAACUCUGAAACUGAUAAUUGGGGCGAUUUUGCUGCCAAUGCUAAAUCGUUGGAACCUCUGGUGUCGUUUGCCGACGAACUCACCGAAAUACCGGAUAUACGCACGGAAGAGACCGGUGGUGACAACGAGGGAUGGGAGAGGCAUCAUGGGCGACGAGACAGUGAUGAUAAUGGUCGGUCUGAUCGUUACAGACCGGUUGAUAGGGACAGAAAAUACGAUAGAAGAUUCGAGAGAGGCGGAGAAUUCAGCCCGAGAAAGCGGCGAAGUUACGAUGAAGGUGGACGACGUGGUAUAGCAUAUGAGAGUGGAUACGAUUCAAGAGAUGGAUACAGAGACAAGCGGGACGGUGGUAGGUUUGGCAGCCGCUACGAGGACCGAGAUCGACGGGACGAUGACCGUUUCGACGAUAGGCGAGGCGGUGAUAGAGGCUUCAGAGGCGGCAGACAAGAUUUCGGUGCGAGAGGCGGUUACGUGGACGACGAAAGAAGAGGCAGUUUUGGUCGACGGGACUACGGUGAGCGGGGUGGUCCGCGCGGCGGCGAUGACCGGCGAAUGGGUGAUCGAGAUCCCAGACGCGACAAUGAUCGUUUCAGGUCCUAUGAUCGGGAUCGAGGCGAUUCUAGGAGCGGCGGCCGUGGAAGUAAUCUACAGAGUCCACCUCCGUCAAAGGUUGUUGGAAUAUUCGGUAUUCCGGUCUCAGUUGUGUACGAAGAGCUAACCGACUUUCUUAAGUACCACAUUCCCAGCAUUCCCUAUCAAAACGUCCACCUAGUCAAAGACAGACAAACCAAUAUGUCUCGGGGUUUUGCCUUUGUUUACUUCGAUUCGAUCGAGGAUUCAACACGAGCGAAGGACGCCCUUGUAAACAAGGAGAUUCAGAAUAAAAGGGUAAGGGUCGAUUUUGCUAUCGGUGAAGGACCAAGACCGCAAAAGUAUUAGCGUGAAUUAAAAGGAGGAUUCUAACUUAUUUUGACGUAAACUGUUAUUCUGGUCGAGCUGCACAAGAGCACGCUACGAAUUGAGCAAUAUCGCGUUGAAAGCCCGGGUCUCACCAUGUAAAAAUGAGUUGAAGUUGAUAGCUGAUUGUGGUCUGUGGCAACACUCUGACCGAAAAGGCGAUGUACAACGAACAAAUGAUAUGCCGGACCACGGUUACAGAGUCUAGUCACAUGAUUACUUUGUGGAUGCGAGUGCUUGGCCACCGGUGAUCUGGGGUAGUGACUGUGAACAGUACACGGCUUGAAAUCGGUCAAGUUCAUUGCUGAAGCAGUAAAGUGGUUGUGGAUUUUUGCUGGCAAAUAAAAGUACUUUUGUUGGAGAAA
Messenger RNA from Vavraia culicis subsp. floridensis, 1506 nucleotides. RefSeq lists its product as uncharacterized. Gene Ontology annotation, molecular function: RNA binding. NCBI's taxonomy places the organism in Eukaryota, Fungi, Microsporidia, Pleistophoridae. The record is from RefSeq and is a predicted model, not a curated record. Gene Ontology annotation, cellular component: spliceosomal complex. The transcript has a single exon. Gene Ontology annotation, biological process: positive regulation of mRNA splicing, via spliceosome. Bases 14 to 1123 code for a protein of 369 amino acids.